AUGGGCAAGAAACAAGCCUGCAUGCCUAGCAGCUUCAGGGCGCACGUAAACCGAGUAGAAGCAGCGGCGUCGUUGCUGCAGCUUGUCUACGACCCCAACAAGGCGAGGGGAAUGCAGGGGUUCGGCAUCCUGCAGGCCUUCCAGCUAGAGCAUGGGGAGUGGGAGAGCUCCAUGUACAAGCCAGCCUACCUGGUGCUGCGGAACGUGGAGGACCGGAAGAGAGUGUGGGUGGUUGUAAGGGGUACGAACUCGGUGGACGACCUCUUCACUAACAUGGAGACGGAGCCGGCCAAGUUCAUGGACGGGCAUGUGCACAAGGGCAUCCUCCUCUCCUCGAAGUUCAUCGCAGAGCAGGUGAAGCAGCACAUCACGCGGGAUACCAAGGAGGUAGUGCUCGUCGGUCACAGCCUGGGAGGAGGAGCAGCCGCUUUUGCCACCGCCAUACUGCGCAACGAGGGGUACGAGGCGUCGGGGAUCGUGUUCGGCUGCCCUUCCUGCUUCUAUCCGGCCACCUUCGCAGAGGAACUCUUGAACAGACAUGUGGUUUCCGUCAUUCUAGACGCAGAUGUCAUACCAAGACUGAACAACAACACAGUCUUCGCGCUGAUCCCAGCAGAGGGCAUGGAGAAUCUCCUUCUGUCCACCAAAGAUCUGCUCCUUGACGGCCUCUUGGGCUCGCUGAGGAAGAACAAGCCGUUCGCAAGGGCGGUGGGUCUAGAUAAGGUAGCUACUGGGGAGCAACUGCCUCCUGGCAGAAACUUCAUCCUCGAGCCUUUUAAGCUCUCCUCAACGGAGGUGGAGUGGAACGUGCGAGAAGCGCAGUACGAAGACCUGAACAAGAUCGUGCUGUGUAGCAGCAUGCUUUCCGAUCACAACGUUGCAAGUUAUCUCGAUGCAGUGAUCAAGUCUCAGUUGCGACACACUCGAUCAUGCCGCAGGUUUGAGCUUUAG
Messenger RNA from Guillardia theta CCMP2712, 951 nucleotides. RefSeq lists its product as hypothetical. The record is from RefSeq and is a predicted model, not a curated record. Gene Ontology annotation, biological process: lipid metabolic process. The transcript has 8 exons. Lineage: Eukaryota; Cryptophyceae; Pyrenomonadales; Geminigeraceae. Bases 1 to 951 code for a protein of 316 amino acids.